AUGCCGGCAAAAAAGAGCCAAAAACAAGGAACCAUUGAUCUGUCACGAACGCGUCGUAGUGCGACCAAGGAGGGAACAAAGAAUAAAAAGCCCUUACUCGAUGACAAUGUCAUACAAAUAGGUGAAAAGGAUAGAGAAACCUUGCUACCGAAGAAUAACGGCACGCCAAUACAUCAAGAGCAUCUUACAGAAACCAACAAGUUACUACGAGCCUUUGAUUUAGAUUAUACAUAUGGACCUUGUAUCGGCAUCAGCAGACUCGAAAGAUGGGAACGAGCUGAGAAACUAAACCUGAACCCGCCUCCAAUCAUCAAGGACAUCUUGACAAACGAUACGUCUGGAAAAUAUAAGCACUCUUUAUUUCAUGAAUACAGGGAUAUGAUGUAA
Molecule: messenger RNA, 387 nt
Organism: Mycotypha africana
Lineage: Eukaryota; Fungi; Mucoromycota; Mucoromycetes; Mucorales; Mycotyphaceae
Product: DNA polymerase delta, subunit 4
Exons: 3
Coding region: 1-387 (128 amino acids)
Biological process (GO): DNA-templated DNA replication; DNA synthesis involved in DNA repair
Cellular component (GO): delta DNA polymerase complex
Molecular function (GO): DNA-directed DNA polymerase activity
Source: RefSeq, a predicted model, not a curated record